Messenger RNA from Pistacia vera, 1810 nucleotides. RefSeq names its product 2-oxoisovalerate dehydrogenase subunit alpha 2, mitochondrial-like. The coding region runs from base 91 to 1527 and encodes 478 amino acids. The transcript has 9 exons. NCBI's taxonomy places the organism in Eukaryota, Viridiplantae, Streptophyta, Magnoliopsida, Sapindales, Anacardiaceae. The record is from RefSeq and is a predicted model, not a curated record. Gene Ontology annotation, biological process: branched-chain amino acid catabolic process. Gene Ontology annotation, molecular function: oxidoreductase activity, acting on the aldehyde or oxo group of donors, disulfide as acceptor.
ACCACCAACACAAUCUUAUCCAUCUCUUCUCUUCAUCACUUUCGCUUUCACUUCCAUUUCCAAUAUUCUUCAAACCCAUCGUCUGUUUUCAUGGCUUUCAUCACCCUCAAACUUUCAAGAAACAUCCUUAACCAAUUCAAAUCAUCGAAGUUGGCUUCAUUUUCUCUCAUCAACCAUUCUUCUCUUUCUUCUCCUUCUCUAAACCAUCACAACAACAGCAACAACUCUCCAUCACCAUCUCCACUAGGAGAAGAAAGCAUUUCUUCUCCGCCAACCCUUUUCUCUGCUCGCCGGUUUGAGUCUACCAGAGCUCAAAAACACGUGAAAUUUGAUCACAAACAGGUUCUAGAUUUUCCGGGAGGAAAAGUUGCAUUCAUUCCUGAAAUGAGGUUCAUUUCUGAGUGCUUUGAGGAGCGAGUACCCUGUUACCGGGUGCUCGAUGAUAAUGGUCAGCUUUUUAUGGAGAGCAGCUAUGUACAGGUCAGUGAGGAAGUAGCUUUGAAAAUGUAUAGCAAUAUGGUCACACUUCAAACAAUGGACACUAUCUUCUAUGAAGCACAAAGGCAAGGAAGAAUUUCAUUCUAUCUCACCACAAUUGGAGAAGAGGCCAUCAAUGUUGCAUCAGCAGCAGCAUUAUCUUUUGAUGACUUCGUCUUCCCCCAGUACAGGGAACCGGGAGUUCUAUUAUGGCUUGGUUUCUCUUUGCAAGAAUUUGCAAAUCAAUGUUUUGGAAAUAAAGCUGAUUAUGGAAAAGGCAGGCAGAUGCCUAUCCAUUAUGGAUCUAACAAGCACAAUUACUUCACUGUAGCAUCAACAAUCGCAACACAAAUUCCCCAUGCUGUUGGUGCUGCAUAUUCUUUGAAGAUGGAUAGAAAAGAUGCAUGUGUAGUCACUUACUUUGGUGAUGGUGGCACGAGUGAGGGGGAUUUCCAUGCUGCUUUAAAUUUUGCUGCGGUACUGGAGGCCCCGGUUAUUUUUAUCUGUCGGAACAAUGGAUGGGCUAUCAGCACCCCAAUUUCCGACCAAUUUCGAAGUGAUGGUGUUGUUGUAAGAGGCCGGGCGUAUGGAGUGCGAAGCAUCCGUGUAGAUGGUAAUGAUGCUCUUGCAAUGUAUAGUGCAGUUCGUGCUGCACGUGAAGUGGCAAUUCAGGAGCACAGACCAAUCCUAAUUGAGGCUCUAUCAUAUCGAGCAGGACACCACUCCACUUCAGAUGAUUCCACCAAGUAUCGCCCAGUUGAUGAGAUUGAAUGGUGGAGAACUGCACAAGACCCCGUAACUAGACUUCGAAAAUGGAUACAAAGCAAUGGUUGGUGGAGUGAUGAGAAUGAAUCAGAGCUUAGAAGCAACACGAGGAAACAGCUAUUACAUGCAAUUCAAGCAGCAGAGAAAGCUGAUAAACCCCCAAUUGCGGAACUGUUCACAGACGUAUAUAAUGUUCCUCCUUCUAACCUUCAAGAGCAAGAGAAUCGGCUAAGGGAGACUGUCAAACGACACCCAGAAGACUAUCCCCCAGAUGUUCCAGUUUAGGUAUAUUCACUGAUGCAUACAUAAUUGUACAUAUGGCGUAUGCGUCGUAAUUCAAAGCUUGAACUUUUUAUUGCCUUAGUUUUAAUAAAGCUAGUGCAUUAAUUAAGAGCCAAUACAACGCUUUAAGGUUCUGCAUCAUAUCCAUUUGCUCAAUCUAAUGUACAUAGAUUCGUAUUCUAUCAAUAGAUGAUGAAACCGCGCUGAGGCCAAUUUCCUCAGCUCUAGUUCAACAAAGCAAUUGAACUCUUGGGGCUGACUGUUAUUUGAGGGUGCUUUUAUCUGA